This is a messenger RNA of Aspergillus caelatus, 525 nucleotides long. Its product is annotated as nucleoside deaminase. Gene Ontology annotation, molecular function: tRNA-specific adenosine-34 deaminase activity; zinc ion binding. The record is from RefSeq and is a predicted model, not a curated record. NCBI's taxonomy places the organism in Eukaryota, Fungi, Ascomycota, Eurotiomycetes, Eurotiales, Aspergillaceae. Gene Ontology annotation, biological process: tRNA wobble adenosine to inosine editing. Gene Ontology annotation, cellular component: nucleus; cytoplasm. The transcript has 5 exons. Bases 1 to 525 code for a protein of 174 amino acids.
AUGGAGGAAGACUCGAGACACGCUUACUUCAUGAAGCAAGCUUUAUUGAUGGGAGAAAAAGCUCUCGAAGCAGGUGAAACUCCCGUUGGAUGUGUCUUAGUAUAUGACAACCAUAUAGUCAGUUCUGGAAUGAACGACACAAAUAGGUCGAUGAAUGGUACAAGACACGCGGAGUUUAUUGCUAUCGAGCAGAUGCUCAGAAGCUAUCCCAAGUCCUUACUUCGUUCAACAAAACUCUAUGUCACGGUCGAACCGUGUGUUAUGUGUGCUUCUGCUCUGAGGCAGUACCGAAUACAGGCUGUGUAUUUUGGCUGCGGUAAUGAACGUUUUGGGGGCACGGGAAGCAUUCUCUCGCUACACACCGAUUUCUCAAUAGACCCGCCUUACCCAGUUUAUGGUGGGUUGUUCAGUAAAGAAGCCGUAAUGCUGCUUCGAAGAUUUUAUGUUCAAGAGAACGAGAGAGCACCCAAGCCUCGCCCCAAGAAAAACAGAGAACUAAAUACAAGAUUUGAGGGUGACACCUGA